UGGGUGCAGAGUGUGUGAGGAGCGAGAAGUCACUGUGAUUCUGCCAAACAGUGAAGUUUCCUCCAGCGUUGCUCUGCUCAUCUCUACCUGGUACCUGAGGUCCUGUGUGUGUCCAGUAUGAGUAACAUCUAUGAGUCUGCAGAGGCGACCCUCGGCCUGUGCAACUCUUCCUGUCUGACCAAGGUUGAGCUGAGAGUGGCUUGUCAAGGGAUCUCAGACCGAGAUGCCCUUUCUAAACCAGACCCUUGUGUUAUCCUCAAGAUGCAGUCACACGGACAGUGGUUUGAGGUGGACCGGACAGAGGUGAUCCGUAGCAGUACCAAUCCAGUGUUCUCCAAGGUGUUUCUGGUUGACUUCUACUUUGAGGAGGUUCAGCGUCUUCGCUAUGAGCUACAUGACAUCAGCUCCGCUCACAACGGACUCAGAGACACAGACUUCCUCGGAGCUAUGGAGUGCACAUUGGGACAGAUCGUAUCCCAGAGGAAACUGUCCAAAGCGUUACUUAAACAGGGAAACACUACCAGCAAGUCCUCGAUCACGGUAACAUCAGAGGAGUUGUCAGGUAAUGAUGACUACGUAGAACUCUCCUUCAGAGCUCGCAAACUAGAUGACAAG
Molecule: messenger RNA, 615 nt
Organism: Coregonus clupeaformis (lake whitefish)
Lineage: Eukaryota; Metazoa; Chordata; Actinopteri; Salmoniformes; Salmonidae
Product: copine-4-like
Exons: 6
Biological process (GO): cellular response to calcium ion
Cellular component (GO): plasma membrane
Molecular function (GO): calcium-dependent phospholipid binding
Source: RefSeq, a predicted model, not a curated record